AUGUUUUUCAGUGAAGUUUUGAGGUCUUCUGCUCGCGCUGCCCCUAUCAAGAGAUACACGGGUGGUAGAGUAGGUGAAUCCUGGGUAAUCACGGAAGGUAGAAGACUCAUUCCAGAAGUAUUUCAAUGGAGUGCUACCUUAAGUAUUUGUUUAGGUUGGCCUAGUGCUGUAUACUUUUUUAGUAAGGCAAGAAAAGAUUGA
Messenger RNA from Saccharomyces mikatae IFO 1815, 201 nucleotides. RefSeq names its product Cox26p (gene COX26). Bases 1 to 201 code for a protein of 66 amino acids. NCBI's taxonomy places the organism in Eukaryota, Fungi, Ascomycota, Saccharomycetes, Saccharomycetales, Saccharomycetaceae. The record is from RefSeq and is a predicted model, not a curated record. The transcript has a single exon.